AUGUUUCGUUUUAUUGCACUCCUCUGUCUUGUACACGUUUCCUUUGGUACUAUCAUUCGUGGUCGAGUUUUAGUCAAUGGUAAUGCCAAUAUAGUCGAUACAGUUCCUUCUGGUUCUCGACUUAUUAUCCGACUAGAAGGUACAUCAAUAGCUAAUGCUUCAUCGAUGGUAAUCAAACAAACAGAAAUCUCAAAUAUAGUUGCUUUUCCAUUCUAUUAUCAAAUUCGAAUCUCAACUAAUAUUUCAUCAGCAUUGUCCUACUCACUAUCAGCACUUAUCAAAAAAGGAGAUAUACUUGUAUAUGUUAAUCAACAACCUAUACAUGUUAAAAUUGGCACUGAAAGUCUCAUUACAAUUGAUAUUCCAGUUAUGUUUAUUGGAGAAAAUAGAGCUCUACAACCAUUAUUGAACAAUGUACAGCAAUCGUCAUGGCCAGAAUUAGUUGGACGUGAAGGUACAUAUGCCGUACAAUAUAUUAAAGAAAAAACUGGUUUUACAGAUGUAUUCAUUGUUCUUGAAGGUUCAUUGGUCACUUUAGACUAUCGAACUGAUCGUGUACGAGUUUUUGUCAACACAAAGGGCGUUGUUAUUCAAACUCCUUAUAUUGGUUAA
This is a messenger RNA of Rotaria sordida, 612 nucleotides long. The record is from the annotation of a GenBank genome assembly. Lineage: Eukaryota; Metazoa; Rotifera; Eurotatoria; Philodinida; Philodinidae.